Molecule: messenger RNA, 3527 nt
Organism: Mercenaria mercenaria
Lineage: Eukaryota; Metazoa; Mollusca; Bivalvia; Venerida; Veneridae
Exons: 5
Coding region: 307-1116 (269 amino acids)
Biological process (GO): immune response
Cellular component (GO): membrane
Molecular function (GO): tumor necrosis factor receptor binding
Source: RefSeq, a predicted model, not a curated record
UUUCAACAAAUGAACGAUAAAAAUGUUCCCGUUUGUUUAGUUUACAGGGGAAAUUUUGAAAAAUAGUAUGGUCAGACAUACAACUCGAACCCAAAUUCCCGAGUUUAGUAACUGCUUUUUAUUAAUUAAAUCAUUAUUAAGGUUGGAACACCGAAAAUCGAUUUACGGAAACAUACCGAAUAUUCAUGAGUGCUUUAUAAAUAUGUAUCUCGUCAUGAUUCAAUAAUGUCAAAAGUACGGUUUCGUUUUGGUUUGGAAUUAUAAUCAAGUGCUCAUUGCUAAUUGCAGUAACCAGAAACUUGAUCUAUGAAGUUAAAGGAUUUCAUUCUUAAGGUACUGAUCGCUUUCGCAGCGCUCUGGAUAUGUAUUCUGCUUGUUCUUACUUUGUGUUGGCGUUCAAAAAGGAUAGCUCAGCUAUAUUAUGCGGAACCGCAACACUGCUAUCAAAAUGAAGGUUCUAUCAUAGGCGAGAGCAAAGCAAGCUGGCUAAAAGAACUGAUAAUUAAAAAUGACAAGAAUACAAAGCAAAACAAGAACUGCGGUAAAGUCAGUACAAUGCUCGAAAGAAGCGUUAAACAGAUAAUAGCAGAAAAGUACAACAGCGAUACAAACCCAGAGUAUGUUUCACUCAGUCUAAAACAGUUUAAUUGCACAGAUUCGAAUAGAGAAGAAGCUCAAUUGCACCUGAAGCAAAUUACUUCUCAUGCUAAGCCAGUUCCAGGAAAAGCAACGAAAGUCUUUUGGAAGUCAGUUGUAAACUCAUGGAAUGGAGUACAUCAUUUACAGACAAAAGGCGCAAUUUAUGUACGCAAAUCAGGGAAGUAUUACAUAUCUUCUCAACUGACCACAAGAGCAGACAAUGCCACAAUCGACGAGAAAGAUCAGACGAUGAACCAUGUUGUAUACAUUAUCUCGUGCAACGAAGGCGGUGAGCGAAUUCUCCUAGAACACGUCAAAUCCAUGUGCGAAAUGGCUGUUGAACAUGCAGGUUGGACAAGUAACAUAGGAGCUGUCUUUCAUCUUGAAGAACAUGACCGAAUUUAUGUUGCUACUUCACACCCCUACAACAUUGUGUCUGGUCCUGGAAGUAAUCAUUUUAGUAUUCAUAAAACGUAAGAUUAAAAGGAGACAUUAUUUCAGGAAUUUCAGUGUCGAACAAGAAAGUGCAAUGAUCUACUUCUUGAAAUUUAUUAUGCAACUACUAUGAUAACUAUUUGCUAACAUUUGUCUGAUGUUUUGUUAAUACCCCCACCUCUCCCCCCUUUUGACGAAGGAAGUGUAUGUUGUUUUGCAGAUGUCGGUUGGUCUGUCGGUCGGCCCGUCGGUCAGUAGACCAAAAAGUUUCCGGAUGAUAACCAAAGAACGCUUGGGCCUAGGGAUCAUGAAAAUUGAUAGAAAAAUUGGUCAUGACAAGAAGAUGACCCUUAUUGAUUUUGAGGUUAGUAGGUAAAAGGUCAAGGUCACAGUGACCCGGAACAGUUAAACGGUUUCCUGAUGACAACUAAAGGACGCUUAGGCCUGGGAUCAUGAAAGGUGAAAAGGAGGUUGGUCAUGAUCAGCAAACAAUCCCUAUUGAUUUUGAGGUUAGUAGGUAAAAGGUCAAGGUCACAGUGACCCGGAACAGUUAAACCGUUUCAGGGCGAUAACUUGAGAACGCUUUGGCCUAGGAUUACGAAACUUAAUAGGGAUGUUGAUCACGACCAGCAAUGCUCGCUAUUGAUUUUGGGGCCAGUAGGUCAGAGGUUAAGGUCACAGUGACCCGGAACAUUUAAACGUUUUCCGGAUGAUAACUUAAGAACGCUUGGGCCUAGGAUCACGAAACUUGAACGGAAGGUUGAUUAUGACCAGCAAAUGACCCUUAUUGAUUUUCAGGUCGAAUGUCAAUGUCAUAGUGACCCGGAACAGUUAAACCGUUUCCGGACGAUAACGUAAGAAUGCUUGGGCCUAAGAUCACGAAACUUAAUAGGGAGGUUGAUCAUGACCAGCAGAUGAUUUUAAGGUCAGUAGGUCAAAUGUUAAGGUCAUUUUGACCCAGAACAGUAGAACAUUUUUGCCAAAUAACUAGAUAAUUCUUUUGUCUAAGAUCAAAUUUGAUACGAGGUAAGUUAUGACUCGUUAAUGACCCAUAAUUAUUGGUUUGACGUCAAACAUCCAGUGCACAGUGACCAAAUAAUUUCUGUGGCCAAAUAAUUUCUGUUCCGUUUGCAGUUACUGAAUGCUUCAAGGGGGCGGGGUGGGGGCAUUUCGUGGUCUACGAGCUCUAGUAACGUCAAUGACCUGACAACAAACAUUGGCCCGCCCAUGACAAACUAGUUUUUACAUCAGUUCCAGUCAGAAUUUAAUUUAAUGUAAUUUUUAAUAUUGUGUAACUGUUUUUCUUACACAACUAGUCUGUCUUCAUCCUUAUAUAUGAAAUACUAUGCCCCAAGAAUAAUGUGAUGUUUACAAACGUAACUCAAAUAAAUUGAAAUGAAGCAUAGGGAAUUCAAUAUUUUUGUAACUGGUCAAAAUGUAAAUUUUCUUGCUUGCAUACUAAUUACAAAGUAGCUCAGUAGUAAAGCAUACUGAUUACGUUCCUCAGAUCUUUUUGCCGUGUGGGUUCGAAAUUCGUGGCAGUUCAUUUUCUUUUUUUCUUUGCAUAAAAAGAUUCCUUUAUUUUCACUAUUACACAAUGAUAGAAAUAUCUGAGGCCGAUCUUUUUAGCCUAUGUGUUAGAUAGAGGUCCAUGAAACUGCCCUAGUGAAGAAACUACACGUAGACUACCUUUGUAUAUUCACAUUUAAGAACAACGUGGCGUAACAAUAUCAUUUGAUAUUGUUUGACCUGAUAUGAUUAAAUAAACGAAAUAUAAUACGAUACUGCAAUCUCACAUCUGUUUAAACUUGACGUUUAGAUGUUUAACGUAUUUUGCUGUCUACUAUCAAAUUACACGAGGUGACGAAAAAGGACUCCUUUCUUGAUAACUAAAUAAAGAAACGUCAGUUUAAUCACAGUAAUUAGAUACAACUAGUAAUAGUUCCACUUGUGCAUACAUCUUAUCGGAGAAAACAUUUGCCAUUCCUCUUUAAAUUAAAUUUUCUACAAUGUACAUAGUGCUGGAAUCCCUCUGCCAUUUGAUAGCAGACAACAAAAUAUAACAUCUGAUAUAAAAUCGUAGCAGAUGUUACAUUGCGGUCUCGUGUUAUAUCACAUCUUCAUUAGUUUUUUUUUCUUUCUUCAACUUUUUGUCAUUCUUUAUUGAAAUAGACUUUUUUGUUUUGUAUUAUUUUUUGUAUCAUCAUUCUCUGUAUAACAAUAUAUGUUUAUACUAAGUUCUAGAUCCAUCUGUUACCUUAACCUACUCUUGGGGGAGAGCCGUCGCUGAUGUUGGGAAAACUUGUGGCCCAACCCUUUUGCUUCUGAUUUCAAUGUAUACAUUACUUAACAUGCUUUUCUAAUUUUCAUUAAUCUAUGUUAAAAUAACGCAUGUGUUUAUUUUUAUUAUAAACAUGUGUUGAUUCGUUUGCAAUAAAAUAUGUUAAAACUGA